Messenger RNA from Psylliodes chrysocephalus, 606 nucleotides. Lineage: Eukaryota; Metazoa; Arthropoda; Insecta; Coleoptera; Chrysomelidae. The record is from the annotation of a GenBank genome assembly.
AUGCAAAAGAUAAAUAGUAUGCUAUGGUUGUGUGAUGUAUGUUUAGAUGAAGUACAUAAUAAUGGAGGUCUUCGUUACGAAAUUGAGUCACUAAAGCAGUCUGUUUCUGUAGAAAUUGGUAAGUUAAAAGAAAUGUUUCCGACACAAUACGAAAACAAUUCUCAAAACCUUAAUCAUCCUAAAAACUUGAAGAGCUAUGCUCAAGCUGCAGGAGAAGUAGUUAUUAUUAAGCCUAAAAAUACUGAUCAAGCUUGUAGCAAAAAAACAUUCGAAGCUAUUCAAAAGUAUUUAAAUCCAACUUCGUUACAAAUAGGGAUUAAUAAAAUAAGAAAGGUAAAAGAUAGUGGUGUAGUUAUUAAAUGCAAUUUUAAAAAUAAAAUUGAAAAGGUUAAAUCUGCUGUCGAAAAGAAAUUAUCUAAGAGUUAUAAUAUUGUGUCACUACAUUUAAAAAAUCCCUCCAUAAAAGUUGCGGAUAUAGGAAAUGAAAUGUCUCCUAAAGAUUUAAUAAAUUGUAUUAAAAAGCAGAAUGGUUUUUUAAAUGAUGAUGAUUCUAAUAUAUCUCUAUUAGAAUUUUUUAAAAAAUCAAGUCUAAAUUCAUGGCUAUAA